This is a messenger RNA of Teleopsis dalmanni, 1764 nucleotides long. RefSeq lists its product as uncharacterized. Bases 1 to 1764 code for a protein of 587 amino acids. NCBI's taxonomy places the organism in Eukaryota, Metazoa, Arthropoda, Insecta, Diptera, Diopsidae. The transcript has a single exon. Gene Ontology annotation, biological process: DNA integration. The record is from RefSeq and is a predicted model, not a curated record. Gene Ontology annotation, molecular function: nucleic acid binding.
AUGUUCCGCAUAGCAGAAAUCCAGGAGUUGUCCGAAGCAGAACAAUGGCGGUACGUUCCUACAAAAUUAAAUGUUGCGGACUUGGCUACAAAACAAACUAGUAAUCCAGACUUUACUUGGAAAAACCCUUGGUAUAAGGGACCGAAGUUCCUGUAUGAAGCAGAAACUUGUUGGCCAAAUAAUGUUGGCGUACAGAAAUAUAACGAAGAUGCUGAAAUCAGAAAGCAACGAUUGUUGGUGGCUCAUGUAGCAGAGGAGGAACCUCUCAUAGAUGUCUACCGAUUUUCAAAGUGGGAACGUUUAGUUCGAUGCAUGGCCUAUGUGAAAAGAUUUAUGUCUUUACUAUCAACUAAUGAAAUGAAAAAGAAGAAAUCUGUAAACCAAUGCUUGUCAGUUGAGGAACUGAAAUGGAGUGAAAAUUUCUUGUACCAAACAGCCCAGUUACAGGAUUACAAGAAAGAAAUGACUGCAUUAAGUAGAGACGCUAAUAUUACUCUUUCUAAAAGUAGCCCUUUGCGAAAACUUUCACCAUUCAUAGAUGCACAGAAUGUUUUAAGAUUGAAAGGUAGAUUAGAUAAAGCCGUAUGCAUCGCUGAUUCAACCAAAUUCCCAAUUAUACUAUCAAGGAAAAACUACAUAACUAAGUUGAUCGUAGACUGGUAUCAUCGAAAAUGGAAACACCUAAAUCAUGAAACGGUGGUUAACGAAAUCUUUCAGAAAUACCACAUUCCGGGACUGCGUAGACUGUUAAAGCAGGUAAGAAAUAAUUGCCAACAUUGCAAGGUUCGCGAUGCGAGACCAAAGCCGCCGGAGAUGAGUGUGUUACCAGAAGCACGACUAUCAGCAUACUCCCGACCAUUCUCACACGUUGGAAUAGAUUAUUUUGGCCCGUAUACUGUAACAGUAGGAAGACGCUCAGAGAAGCGCUAUGGCGUCGUUUUUACAUGCCUUACGUGUCGAGCAGUGCAUUUGGAGAUAGCUUAUAGCCUGUCAGCCAGCUCGUGUUGUAUAGUGAUACGAAAUUUCAUAGCCCGAAGAGGAGUGCCGAAUGUCAUCUAUAGUGACAAUGGAACAAACUUAACAGCAGCUGAAAAGGAGUUACGAGAAUCAAUAAGAAACGUGGACUUCAAUGAAUUGCAAGCUGAAUUUACAAGUCCGGAAACACAAUGGGUUUUUCUUCCACCAGCUGCGCCGCACAUGGGUGGAGCGUGGGAGCGGAUGGUGCGAUCCAUAAAAACAGUGUUAGGAGCAAUAAUAAGCCCGCAAGCAAAAAUUAAUGAUGAAAAGAUGCAUAACCUGUUCUGCGAGGUAGAAUCAAUCAUAAAUAGCAGACCGCUCACUUAUUUGUCGAUUGAAACAGCAAACGAAGAAGCGUUAACUCCGAAUCAUUUCUUGUUGGGGUCAUCUUCCGGGAACAAGCCGCCGGGGAAGUUCGACACUAACGACGAGCACGUGAAAUCCUCCUGGAGGCAUUCGCAAUACCUUGCCGAUCGGUUCUGGAAAAAAUGGAUACAAGAGGUGCUUCCAACGAUGACAAGACGGACGAAAUGGUUUGGUAAGAUAAAACCCAUCGAAGCAGGUGAUGUCGUCAUUAUUGUUGACCCAAAUUCUCCUCGCUACACAUGGCCGAAAGGAAUUGUAAUUAGUGCCAUUAAAGCAAGGGACGGGCAGACCAGGAGCGCCAUAGUGCAGACUACUCGAGGGCAAUAUCAUAGACCUGCUGCAAAAUUAGCCGUAUUAGAUGUUCGUGGAGCGGCAGUUUAG